Homarus americanus (American lobster) is the source of this 7928-nucleotide messenger RNA. RefSeq names its product cationic amino acid transporter 3-like. The record is from RefSeq and is a predicted model, not a curated record. Gene Ontology annotation, biological process: transmembrane transport; amino acid transport. NCBI's taxonomy places the organism in Eukaryota, Metazoa, Arthropoda, Malacostraca, Decapoda, Nephropidae. Gene Ontology annotation, cellular component: plasma membrane. Gene Ontology annotation, molecular function: amino acid transmembrane transporter activity. Bases 540 to 2441 code for a protein of 633 amino acids. The transcript has 10 exons.
CCUGUGAAGUCUACAUAACAGUGGAGGUUGUAAUUAAUAAAAGCGGUGGUAUAGAGUGUGGUAACCAUGACGCCGCCCUUACUACACUCCCGCCGUCAGCAGAACUUUGCCUCCACCGCCCGCCAUAUUUACUCAGCCCUCGUCCGUACGCGCCCUUUUGCUCCUCAGAACCGUGCGCCGCCACGCCGCCCACACCCACGCCUGGGAUAUGGGGUGACUGUGGGCGUGGCCUAGGGGUGCUCGUUUACCGCACUGUGGGGCUGUGGGCUGUGUUGGGCGUGGCCUAUGUCGUGGGCAUCGUGGCUGGACCAAUCGCAGGCCCCGCUGUGUCUUCUUCCCUCCUGGUCGCCGCCGUGACGUCACUACUUACAGGUUUCUGCUACGCUGAGCUCGUUACCUGGAACACCCAAUCAUCAGGACAGGUGUACACGGCCACCUACCAGCUAGUGGGGGAACUAGUAGCCUAUUUACUGGGGAUUAUCAACAUCCUCUUCACCGCCUCCUCCCUGGCCGCCGUCAGUAAGGCCCUGUCGGCGACCAUGGACUACCUGUGUGGAGGGAAGGUGGAGAGUUUUGUGGCCUCGCGUAUAGGUCGCCUCCCGGCCUCUCACCUUCCACCUGACUUCAUCGCCGCCGGGGCCUCCCUCUCCGUCGCCGUCAUCCUCGCCUUGGGUCUAGAGCAAGCCGGACUCCUGAGGGUGACAAUGAGCGUGACGACUGUGGGCGGGCUGGUGUUCUUCCUGAUCGUGGGCGGCCUCCAUACUGAAGACAACCCGGAGCAUAUCCACCACGCCCUCAACAUUGGGUCCUCUGAGUUGCUGGCUGGGGCGGCUGUGUGUAUGGCGGUGUACAGUGGUUUCUACGAGACGGGCCGACUGGUGAAGGUACAUAGGCGACCUCACCGUGCUUUACCUAUCGCCCUCUCCCUCGCCACUGGCCUCACUUUCCUCGCCUUAUUCGCCCUCGGCAUUGUCCUCACCCUCAUGACAGGGAAUGAGAUACUCCCGAAGGGCGCCCCACUCAUACAGGCCCUGGAGCGCCGUGAUGUUGGUUGGGCCAGACUCGUCCUCGGUUCCUCCCAGGUGGUGAUGUUGUGCCUGGCGCUGGUGGAAGCUGCCGAUCCACUCUCUAGACAGCUGGUAUCCUUAGCCACAGAUGGUCUCCUCCCGUCCACCCUCGCCCACCAGUGUUCCCGCACCUCUUCGCACGCCCACGCCCACCUGUUUGGAGGCUCCCUGGCUGCCCUCUUCGCUCUCUUGUUCAGUCACGUCCUCGUCCUGCAGGUGUUGGCUACAUGUGCUCUGUGCCUGAAUGUGGUGGUGGUGUUGACGGUCAUGUACCGCCGCCACAGGUGUUCUUAUGGUUCUCUGUGUUCUGUGGCAGCCACCGCCUCCUCCAGCACCCCGUACAGCUAUCAGCGUGUUGCUCCUCCACACUCCCGUCAGGAGAGAACCCUGCACUUCCUCAAGGAUGGGAUGCGGGUCCUGCCUCACAGAGUUCGAACUCAGAAGGAUAAGACCUCACCCUUCACCUCUCCGGACUCUGAGAGUGGUGUGAGCGGUCUGGGCCUCGACACCCGUGAUGUUGUUCCUCUGCUUGACAACUCUGAGGACCCUCACGCCUCACCUCUUGCCUCCCCUCUCACUGACACCCUUACCUCUCCCCUCCAUGAGCUUCAAGAGCAGGAUAAUAAUGUAGUGAGUCAACAGCAGCAGUUUCAGUGUGUCAGCCAGGAGACAGCUGUGUCAGAUACAGAGUCUGGUGCUUCAGGCUAUGGCACCGACACAGAAGUAGAGGAUGACAUUGAUGCAGCAGUGGCAGAGUAUCAGGAGAAGCUGAGGGUGGCCACACUGGACACAGGCAUUCCCCGCACCCCCACUCCAGCCUCGGCACGGAGAGCAUGUGUGGCCUUAUCAUUAUUACUGGUGACAGUGACGGUGGCAGCUUUGGUGGCUGUGUAUGGCUGGGAAGAUGGUCGGGAUCACCCGUUCCAGGUGGUGGUGUUGUCAACAUCCAUGUUGGCAACACUAGUAAUUGUGGGACUAAUGACCCGGCUACCUACACUCCGCCCCACCCAUUUGGCCUCCUUUAGGGUUCCUGUCGCUCCCUGGCUCCCUGCUGCUGCUCUGCUUCUUAAUGUCAUCCUCCUGGUGCAGGUGUUGAGACACUCUUGGAUCGUCCUCACACUUUACACCACAGCAGGCCUGGCAUGUUACUUCGCCUAUGGGAUUCGCCAUAGUGCUUUAGCCACGCAGGAGGUCAUGACUCAACGUGGUCCAGCCUCUGAGGUCAUUCAUCUGGAGCCUCUGAUGCCCCCAUCCUUCACUCCCACCCUUCUACAGGCAUCACCUCAACUACGCCAUGACCCCUUACGUCUCCCCUCAUAUCACCAGCACUUCACCAGACUCACGCAGGUUGAUACUGUCCUUAUCACCAGGUGAAGCAGUCACCAAAGAGCAGAUGAAACCAAGUUGUAAGAAAAUUCAGUCUCAUAGGCAGAAUCUUCAUGUACUGUACAGAAGACUUUUUAAGGUACUGAGUUGUGAUAGAUGGCCAAAGAAGUGAAUCUUAGCCAAUUAAUUUUAGGUUAGACCAUGGUCUUAACUUUAGCCCUUAGGCAGACUUAGUUUUCAGCCUUGAAUCAUGGUUAAAACGUAUUGGAAAACUUCAGUCUUGGCUUCAGUCUAUUGGUAGAUUCAAGUUUUAGUCUCAGUCUGUUGGUAGAAUCAAUACUUGGUCUUCUUCAGGAACCAUAAGAUGCCGAGCAUGGCAUAAUUGUACUGGUAGACUCAUGUCUUGGAUUUGACCUACAGUUGAAGUCAAGUCGUCAUCUCGACCCACUGGCAGGAUCAAGUCUUGGUCACGACUAACAAGUAGCCUUCAGUCUUGAUCUUAACUCGCUGGUAGAGUCAAGCCUUUGUCUUGGGUCAUGACACAGUGGGAUGCCAUCACCAAGUGCUUUACAUCUAAUCAAAUAACAGGUACAUCUCCAUAAGGUGUUCUCAGCAUCACCUCCAAGUGUCCACACAACAUGAUUCUCAGCCAAACUUCCAUUAUAACAUCAUUAAACCCACCUAAUAAUUCCUCAGACAAAACAAAGUACUAUACAGUACACUGUAUUUUUAAUAAUUUUCUAGAAUAUAAAACAGUUACAGUAUAUAAGAAAUAUUAAGAUAUACCAAACAUAGGAGAAAAAAGAAUGGGCAAACAUGAAUGUUAGAGAGUACUGAUGACAGUAUGUAAGUUGGACUUUUCCCACUCGAGCAGUUAUUGUCCCCUGCUAGGUAUCCAAACAGGACUUGGAAAUGCAAUAGUCCGUGUGUCUUCAAUCAUGCAUGUUUAUGUCUGGAUUGUGAAUGUAAUAACUUGACAACAAGUAAACCAAACUCUUAAUCUCUGGUGCAGUGCUACCUGUUAUGGGUCUCUUGGACGAGUAUGACAGUGACAAUUUCCCCUCCUUAGUUUAGUGAGGUAUGGCCUCCAUUGUCACCUGGUGCAGUUGUGGUCAUCAUUGUCUCUUGGGGCAGUUGUGGCCAUCAUUGUCUCCUGGCCCAGUUGUGUGUCCAGCGGAGGAACCUGAAUCUACUGGAUGUAUCUUGUUAAUAUAUGACUAAACAAUAAUAAACUUCCAUGAUGACUGUGUGUGCGUGUGUGCGUGCGUGCGUGCGUGGUAGCAAUAAGAUUAAGAGCUUGCAGUGAAAAAGGUACAACUUUACUUUAUCAAAAUAUAUAAUGGGUACAAACUAUAAGGCUUCCAGCUCCUGAAGUUACUGUACUGUAUGAGAUUGUCCAUUGGCAUUAUUAUUAUUAUUACUACUACCUAUCGUUAACAUUAUUAUAGUAUUACUUUCUAUUAUUAAUUAUUAUUAUUAGACUAAUACUAUAAAUAAUAUCGUGAGUAUCAGACUAGUCUACUGUGUCGCCCAAAUGGAGAUAAACAAAUUUAAAAACUAGCGGCAAAACACACGAGGGCGGUAAAUAGCCGUUGAUGCAGUGUACAUCACCCAAACACACGAGGGCGGUAAAUAGCCGUUGGUGCAGUGUACAUCACCCAAGGCCUCCCUCGUCUCUUCACCGACACACCCGUCAGUUAUAUCUGCUGUAAUGGAUGACCCCAAAGCACUGGUAUAUAAUGGGGAUAUAUCUUAGUUAUUUAUCUUAGUACAUCAUGUGAUAUUUUCUCUUAUUGUAUGUUCCUUUGGUACUGUAUGUGAUGAGAUACAGUAUCAUAUUUAUUCAUUGUUGUACCUUAUGCAAUACAGUGUAAAAGGAGGGGGAAGGAGGGGGGGGUUGUCUCAGAUUUUGGAAGGUGAGGAGGAGAUAUUGUUCUUUAAAAUGUUCGUAGUAUUUUGUUUUUAAUGGUUGAUUACAAACACUGGUAGGUGACAGGGAAUCCCUUUAUCAUUCUUCCUUGUAAGUCGCGUAAUAAUUUGUGUUGACGUAGCAUCACAAACACUCUUACGUGAUUUGAAUUCUUUUGUUGUAUUUUUUCGUGUGUUGUAUAAUACACUAGUAAUGCAUGACCACAAACACUUAGUAGACGAUGAGAAUACCUUAGCAUGUAUUUCCUCAAACCUUAUGUUGCAUUUUGUGUUACUAAACCACCACAAGCAUCACACCAUAUAGAAUACAGUAACCUAAGUCUUUGUUCCUUCCAGAGUACAAUGUUGUUAUUUUACUGUACUUUUCUUUACCCCUCGAUUGCUGUAUGUUGGUAAAGUCAUGCGUUACUUUGAUUUCUUUAUCUACGCACUCCUAGUAGUACACUAUAGUAUAUUAGUUUGUUGACAGUUUGAUUAGGAAAUAACAUGUUGGUGAUGUGUGAUGCAACGUUCAGUGCGUCCUGUCAUGUAUAAAACCUUAUUUACUUUCUUUAGUUUAUCCUCUGCCACAAGUUAACUUAUUUAUGGUUGUCUCUGUUCUAAUUACAUAAAGAGUUUCCUGAAUAAUGGUAGAAAUCACAUUUUCGGAACUAAUCUAGUCGUGAUGCUUGUCGUAAAAGUUAAGCUUGGUAUCGGAGGAACAAGAUGAGUUAUUGUGUCGAGUUAAUGGCUGGUGAUGGUUUGUGAAUAUAAUUUUAAGAGUUUAUGUUUAAAGUUGGAUAAUUUACAGUAAUUAAAAAUAUGUAGGUUUCAAGGACUUUAUUGAAAAUGUCAGCAUAUUAAAGUUUAGUUAGAAAAUUCUGUCCAAUAAUUAUACUAAGUUUACACAAAGAGUUUUGGGUUAUAAUUUACUUGUCCAGUCAUGCAUUUUUGUUAGUCUUAAGUUUACUUUUAAUUGCCCUGAACUACGUAUACUGCUUGUGCAUUAUCUUUUAACCCUUACUAUUUAUCUAAGUACAGUAAACAGAAAGUUCGCUGAAUAAUUUAACAUUUCAGACCAUACACCGUACAGUGUGUCCUGUAGGAGUACUGUACUGUAGUUAUGUAUCAUUAGCAAGUUGUUUAUACAGUAUAGUAACACAACACUGCAGGCCUUUCAUCUCAUCUGAUGUCUACAGGAAGUGAAAUAUUAGACUGGCAACAGUACUUAGUAAACAUAAGAAUGCCAUAGCCUUAACUUAUAAUUCUUUCAGAGGAUUAUAUGCAAUUAUGGGUAAGAUUGAUGAAACUUUACCUGCCAAAGCCCAGUUUUGCUACAUACAGGUGAGAACUACUUGAACUAUGGGUUACCUGAGCCAAAGGCUACCUCAAGCUGACCCUCACACACCACAGUCCUUGUCGGGAAAAUCAAACGCUACUCAAAGAGGUACAAAUGUGUGAGUUGUUCAAGUUUUUGUAGCUGUAGGUGGAGUUCUUGUCCUUCAUACCACAGUGUUAACUUGUAAUAACAUCUUAUUGUAAGUUUCCUUGAGGUUUAAUGCAGGUUAACAUGUGUAGAAUCUACCUGAGAUAUCUCUGUUAAGAAGUUACCUUUGUUAAUACAUUUAAUUGUGAAUAUAAGCUUAACUAGUUCAUAGUAAUGCAAGUAUAAUAAGAAUCAACAUUUAACACUGGUGGAUAAUGUCUAGUGUUUUGUACAGUUUAUAUAUACUGAGUAUAUAAAGGUGAUAUGUCUUCAUGCUAUUCAUGGCUGGUUUGGCUUUUGUAUCACUUGGGGAGAUCUUAGAAGUGAGAAUGGAUAGAUUAUCACCAAAUUGAGAAGAUAUUCCAGACUGGGUGAUUCACUUGCUAGUAGCCCCAGAGUAUUGCUAAUAUAUUCAUUAUUUGUUAUACCUGUAUUACCAUAGUCUUUUGUGUAAUUUAAGUUUUCCCCUCUUGUAUAUCUCAUAAAUUGGGCUGCAUUAGUGAAACUCCCGGGCUACCAGCGAGUGACUCACCCUGCACUGUAUUGUACUAGAAAAUAGUUUUAUUUAUUCAUGAGUAUUUCUGAUGCCUUGUUCCUCCAGAUGUGAGAAUUGGCUACCUGUUCAACCUUGUCUUCUGUUAACAGUAUACCUGAUGCCUCUUUUGUCCAUUGUAUAGAAUAGUGUCCUUUGGUAAGCCAUCCUCAGGCUAUUGGAAAACCACAUGUCGUCAAUCAAACAAUUUUAGAACAGGUCAUGUGUGAUCAUUGGGGUCCUCCUCCUUCACCAUGAUUGAUCUUUCAGAGGGAGAGUUUCCUCAAUAUAAUCAGUGCUGUACAGUUGCAAGCAAAAGUCCUGUUGCCUCUUCUUCUCCUCCAUGAAGCCCAAGAUUUAGACUGGUGAAUAUAAAGUAUUUAUGGACAGAAUAAUGCAUCAGUUUUUCCUGGUUCACGAUCACGAGUCUGAAUCCUGGGGGUUUGUGGAGGAGCAGAAGAGGCGACAGAACUUCUAUUCAUGAUUGUACAUACAGUAGUGGCCAAAUUUUAGAUGAAAAUUUAAAGCAAAUAUUUUUACAAUUCUGCAUUACACUGAAUAAUGUACAGUAUAGUAUUGUACAGUACUGCAUUCAGGUUUCAAUGGGUUUUAAGAGGUAAUGCAAACCUCUUGUGAUGAGUCUUUCAGCACCUUCUUCAGAGGUAAUGUACAGUGACAAGACCCUACUUUACCCUGGCAGCUCAUUUUAGUUGCUUGUUAUGACACACAGGGAAUAUAGAGGAUUUAACUCCCAAAGCUUAUGCAGUGAAAUUCUUUUUUUAAUUUUCAUAACACUUUAGGUCAGGAACUAAAACUCUUAUUAAUAAAGAGAAACUUCUUGUUGAAUACAGCUUUGAUGCCCACUGGUGACCUCUUGAGCUGGGUGCAAGAGAAAGAAUUAAGUCAUGUACUGUACAGAAAAGACAAACAAAUGUACAUAAUCAGAUACCCGGUAAAUGUUUCUGAAAGUUAGUGAAUGCAGUACAGUACAGGUAUAGUACAGUACCAUGAAAACAACUAAACCUUAUACUGUACUGUAACACCACAAAUACAUAGCAGUAUACUGCAUAGUCUUGUUUCAGAGGGAAGUCAUAAUUUGGGUAAUUUUAAAUACAGUAGAAUUCAUGAAUAAAUUUGAAAAUCAGUUUCUGAAUGAUGAUGCAAACAAACCAGGGUCAGUAAAGAGGGCUCUGGCUGUCACCAGGUCAGGUCAGUAUCUCACCUGACUAAAGUUUUCAUGGUUAUUCAUUCCAGUUAUGCUCUACUCUGUACAGUACUGUAUACUAUAUGUACAGUGUACUGUAUAUGAGCUUGUACACUCUACAGCCUCACUCAUCCUUGUUUACCAGAAAGGUUGUUAGUAAUCAUCAGAACUGCACUGAAAUAGAAGUGUUUAUCCAUCAAUGUUUGUUUAUCUACCAGCUUGACAUUCACAUUACCAUGAAUGCUCUCGUGUACAUCUGUCCUGGUUAUCUGACAAAAUAUUUAUCGUCCAGUUUUGACAUUCCAUUAUAGGGUUAAGGAGGCUUAACACUGUAUUGUGUUGUAGUGUACAAAGGUUAUUAUAAACUGAAAUUGUUACUGCAGACUUUAAUUAUUAAAAGUUUAU